AAAAAAAAAAAGCCUUAAGCGCGUUUCGUUAAUCAAGAGCGCUGAACCUUUUCGUAUUCCGUAGUUUCGUAACCUUCCGGUGUCAUGUCUACUCCCUUGCUGAACGCGUGGUAGCGGUUAUUGCCAAUUUUCCUCUUUUAUACGAUUCUGAGAAGUUACUGUGGAAAUGGCAGAAAUGGUCCAAGAAAAGAGUACAGGACUAAAAUUCGCAGAGGAGCAGCUUCUGCGACACGGAUGGGAAAAAGGUAAAGGUCUGGGCAGAUCAGAGAAUGGCAUCUCAGAAGCUAUUAAAGUCAAAAUUAAAUGUGACAAAAGAGGGAUGGGCCAUAAGGAAGGUGAGCAGUUCACUUUCCACUGGUGGGACCAUGUUUUUAAUAAAGCCUCAUCCAAUCUGGUUGUGGAGACAGGUCAGAGUGGUGUGAUGGUGAAGAAGUCGGAUGACGGCAAUGAUGGAUUGAUCUCCAACAAGAAGCCACGCAAGGCUCAGCAAGCCAAGUCCAUGCUCUAUGGAUGUUUUGUCAAGUCAGCUACACUGCUGUCAGGUGAGGAGCAGCCAGAAAAGAUCUCUGAUUCAGAUGACAGCAGCAGCAGCAGUUCUGAAGAUGAGGACCAGAAACUGGACCUUUCCAGCACUACCAAGCUAUCAGAUACAGAUCUGCUGAAAGCUUGUGGAGGACGAACAGCACACAAAGGAGCCAGACAUGGACUCACUAUGAGCGCCAAACUGGCCCGACUUGAGCAGCAGGAGCAGGAGUUCAUGAACAAGUAUGGUAAGAAGAACCACACUGCUGAACCAUCCACAAGCAACACAGAUUGUCUAAAUCCUGAGGGACGUCCAGAUAUUAAAGAGAAAACAAAACGCAAGAAAUCAAAAAGGCAGGAGGAACCAUCAGAGAAUAACAUCCAUGAAGAUAAGAUGACAGCACAGGUCCUUUCAAGUAAUGAUACUGAGGACCGCAAACCCAAAAAGAGGAAAGAGUCUAAUGAUGCUUCUGUGAAUGACAAAACGAUCGCAGAUACAGAGCCAAAGAAGAAGAAAAAGAGAAAUCGCAAAGAAAAAGAAGCACGUGAGGAUCGUGUUCAUGGAGACUGCAGCAUAGAUGUGAAUGAGGCAUUCACACACAAAUCAGAGGAGCAAGACACACACCUGCCGACAGAUGACAGCAUGCACAAGAAGAAAAAGAAAAAGAAACAACGGUCCAAGGUGGCUGCUGAGACGGCUGACGCAGAGGAGAUCAAUGAGGAAUCCACAGACACACACAGCAAACAACCACAGGAGGGCAGUACUGAGUAUCAACAAACAUCUGAUAAUGCCUUCAAAAAGAAAAAGAAAAAGCGCUCUUCCAUGGAGCACUACGAAGAUGUGGAUAACUCAGCUACUGCAAUGAUAGUAACGGAAGAUGCUAGCAAUGUAGCACAGAUAAUGGACACACAAACAGAAGGACAGAAGAACGAAAGGAAGAAAAACAAAAAAAUGAAACGAAGCAAAAAGGAAUAGCACGAGGUGGCCAAAAAUUUGCAGUCUGAGGAGUCCGUGCCAAAAAAACAAAAAAAAAAAGCAAAGAGUGACCUUGCAUUCUACCAAACUCACUACAAACACAAGAAGUAGAUCAGAAUCUGGGCUGCUGUUGAAAUGUUAGCAUCGAUUCUCCAGCUGAGAAACUUGACUUGACAAAAUGCAGGCGUGUUCAGAUCAUGUUUGUUAUGGAGCACUCAUAUUUAUUCUUACAAAUCAUGGUCAAUUUUUAAAGCUUGAGACCCACAGGUGACAUUAAAUGGUGUUUUUUUUUUACAUUUGUGUAAUGCAUAUUUAAUAGCAUAUUGACAAGUACAAAAAUGUGAUGAACUGUGAACAGCUUGCAGUGAUUUAUGUGGCUGAAGUAUUUAUUCAGUCACAGUAAAGUUGGAUGUUGUUUGACAGACAGGAAGAAUGGUGCACUAAGUUAAGUCAUUUUCCUACAGUAUGUGUCUCUCUUGGAGCUGUAACUUGAAACAUUGCUAACAAAUCAAACUUCAAAUGAAUUUGAAAAUAAAAUUAUUCUUGAGAUGGU
Molecule: messenger RNA, 2051 nt
Organism: Cyprinus carpio (common carp)
Lineage: Eukaryota; Metazoa; Chordata; Actinopteri; Cypriniformes; Cyprinidae
Gene: gpatch4
Product: G-patch domain containing 4
Biological process (GO): regulation of ribosome biogenesis
Cellular component (GO): nucleolus
Molecular function (GO): nucleic acid binding
Source: RefSeq, a predicted model, not a curated record